Molecule: messenger RNA, 420 nt
Organism: Aegilops tauschii subsp. strangulata
Lineage: Eukaryota; Viridiplantae; Streptophyta; Magnoliopsida; Poales; Poaceae
Product: pathogenesis-related genes transcriptional activator PTI5-like
Biological process (GO): regulation of DNA-templated transcription
Molecular function (GO): DNA binding; DNA-binding transcription factor activity
Source: RefSeq, a predicted model, not a curated record
AUGUCGAUGCGCCGCCUGGGCGCUGCUGAUUUCCGCGGAGUCCGCGAGCGCCGCUCCGGCGUCUUCUCCUCCGAAAUCUCGUUCGGCGAAAAACGGCUCAGUCUCGGCACCUUCGACACCGCAGAGGAGGCGGCCCGUGCGUACGACGCGGCGGCGUGGCGCCUCCGGCGGCCUCGUUGGGAUAUGAAUUUCCCUGAUGUGUCGACGAGCCAGUGCGCGCAGGAUCUCGCGCAUCUCCCGCGGCUUUUCACCGACGAGGAUCGUCGUGACAACCGGAGGCGGCACCGUCGCCUAGCGAUCGCGGAGAUGGACGUGGAAGCCAUGGCGGAGUGGCGCGAACGCUUCCCGCAGGACAUCGUCAACGAGCGCCAGUUUUACAGGCAACGGAGGACGGAGAGGGAGGCGAGGAGAAAGGAGUGA